GAACGUGGACCUGUUGGUCCUCCUGGAGGUCCUGGUGAGCAUAGUCCUGUCGGUAUGAUGGGAGCUGACGGUCCUUCGAGUCCAUCUGGUCCUAAAGGUGACAAGGGUCAUGCUGGGCCUUCAGGUCUAGUGGGUUUGCCCGGUCAACGAGGCAAACCUGGUCUGUCUGGCGAGAAAGGUGAACGUGGAACUCAGGGCCCGAUUGGUCCCGAAGUUCCUGCUAGUAAACAAGGUGAACGUGGUCUGCAAGGUAUCAUGGGUCCUCCCGAAACUCCUGGAGAGCUGGCGGAACGCGGUGACACUGGGCCACUGGUCAAACACGUCCACAAAACACUCUGCUUAUUUGAAACGCAGCCGCACGCGGAAUUUGUUUUCCAUUCAAAUUACAAACUUGUAAGAAUCGGUCGGAAAUGUCCCUGUCUCUACACAAGACAACACACAUAACAAAGGUGUAAAAAAAAAAAAUCUGCUGCGUUUGUUAGGUCGGUGACCGUGUCGAUGUAUCACCUGU
Molecule: messenger RNA, 511 nt
Organism: Daphnia magna
Lineage: Eukaryota; Metazoa; Arthropoda; Branchiopoda; Diplostraca; Daphniidae
Product: collagen alpha-1(II) chain-like
Exons: 3
Coding region: 55-444 (129 amino acids)
Source: RefSeq, a predicted model, not a curated record